Messenger RNA from Rotaria sp. Silwood1, 1101 nucleotides. NCBI's taxonomy places the organism in Eukaryota, Metazoa, Rotifera, Eurotatoria, Philodinida, Philodinidae. The record is from the annotation of a GenBank genome assembly.
AUGGCAAUUACACACCGUACCGUGACUCUUCAUAAACGUCCAUAUCAACCGAUUUUUGGUCUAUAUUUUGGUGAUGAUAUACCUUAUGGUGUUUAUAUAAUUACUAUAGAACCUAAUUCACCAGCAGCUGAUGCUUAUAUACAACCUGGUGAUCGUAUAUUAGCUGUUAAUGGACAAUUAAUAUCACAAAUGUUUGGAAAUCCAAGAGAAAUUGUUUCAGAAUUAGCAAAUCGUGUUCAAAGUUUAACACUUACUCUUCAAUCAACGAAUAUACUUAGAGUUAUUGAUGAACCAUUCACUAAUGGUUAUUAUAAUAAUUAUUAUCAAUAUUCAUCAAACUACAAUCAAGGAAUUGAUUAUGAUCUCGAAAGUUAUAUAAAAGGAUUAUUUUUUAAUGAAAAUUUGAAAAUUCGUCCUGUAUCUUCAUGGAAUAAUGAUGAAUAUAUUCUUGUGCCUGAUGAUUAUGUUCGUAGGCCUGAUGAAUAUAUUCUUGUGUGUGAUCAAUAUCCAAUUCGAUCUCGUCAUCGUCGUCGUCAUCGAAAACGAAAACAUCAUAUGAGAAAAAGAACUCAUACAUCAAGUGAGGAUGAACUAAGCGAAGAUAUGCAACGGUCAUCUUUACACCGAGUUGCACCAAGUAUGGAUACAUAUGAAGACAUGUCUUCGUUAAGUAUGCCACCAAUAAUAAAUAAUCAAGAACUCCAUAACAAUCAAAUAGUUAAUUAUCCUCAAGUUGGAUUUAAUGAACACCAACAAGGACUAUUAGACCACAACCAAACAUUAUCACCAACUGUCGAUGAAGGUUUACGUGAAGUACGUUUAUAUCGUUCAUCAAAUUCUCAAGAAUUAGGUCUUGUUGCACGAUUUAAUAAGCAGUACUAUACUAUUCAUCAUGUUGAGCAUAAUAGUCCAGCUCAACAGGGUGGACUUCGUAAACAUGAUAUUAUACGAAAAGUAAAUAAUCAACCAAUUGAAACAAUUUCUCACGACACUUUUCUUCAAGUUAUGAAGGACAGCAAUGAUAUUACUUUAACUGUUCAAAGUUUGGAUGAUUACAAACGUACUCAUCCUGAACAAUUCCAAAAUCAUAGCACUCAAUGA